GGAAGCAAAUACAUAUGUUAAACAAUGAUUACAACUCUUGCAAGUUCAGUUUAUUUCUUACUACAUAUCUUGGUUUUUUCACCUUUUUAGAAGUUGAAACGUUCACUUGUUCAAUUCGUUCGUAAAACUAUUCCUGGAUUGGAGUGGCAAAUUGUAUCGAUAUUGUUGCUUAUAGAUUACAGACACUUCAUGUAUUAAAGAUAAAAUUCAUUCUCUUACUUUGCGCUUCUCUUUCAUCUAAUUCAGCCAGAAGGAAGGCUUAUAUUUAUACUGUUCAGUAUAAUUAGGCAAGGUAACAUUCGAUCCAGGAUUGUUUUUUUUCACAUAUACUAUGAGUUCAAUCGUGUAUCGAAUUGAAAUACGUAUUAUUGUUGUCUAUAAUACUAUGUUGCUUCAACAAACAUUUGGUAUUGAUUAAUAAACAACAUUUGGACCGAAGUAUGCGGGAAUGACAUUUUCUGUAAGAUUUUCAUAUGUAUAUCUCGCUCCGAACUUUGGAUUGAGAAAUAUGACAGAAUACAGCGACCUGAGUACAUCCUGUUAGAAUUUAACGGUUUAGAAACUAAUAACAUCAGUUACUUCUUCAGUUAAGGAUUAAGGUUGUAGCUUGUAGCAUCAACAGAUAUCAAAUAAUGUUUGUAUACCUAUAACGGUUACAACCUAUAAAAUUAUGUGUUAAUGUUAUGUAUUCGUGGUUCGUUCGCAUAUGCGGCUUGUCAGGCUUCGGCUUGUGUACUUGGCUUCUCGAUAAGUGCCGCACACAUGGAUCUGGCAAUCUGGCCACUUCAGCCAUUCCCUGUCCACCGCUACCACUCCGCAUGCUCCGCAUAUCCGGAGCCGCAACCCUGCGUACCGUCGCGGUCGUACUUAUCGUCUUGUUUAUGAUCGUAAAUCUGGAUCUCGUUUUAAAUCCGUAAAGACUUCUUCGUCGUCCCGCUGUCGAAAUUUCAGAUAGUUGUCAGUUUCCUAACCUCUCCACGAACGAAUGUCCCGGUGUUUUGCAUCUUCGCGUUCAGUUUAAUAGAUACACAGCAAUCGCGUAACAUGAUGUCGCGUUCAGUGCGUGCAGAGACUCGUAGUCGUGCCAAGGAUGAUAUUAAACGUGUAAUGCAAGUCGUUGACAAAGUUCGCCAUUGGGAAAAGAAAUGGGUUACGAUAGGAGAAACCACUAUGAAGAUUUACAAGUGGGUGCCUAUAUCGACGCUUGAUCAGAAGAAGAAAGGGAAGACGGUCGGAGACAAAGAAAAUGGUUUACCAAGGAAAAGUGGAUUAGAAUCUUCAAAUUCUAAUUUCGGACUUACCGAGGACUCAAAUACAUGUUUCUCAACAGUUAGUGAUUCUCAAGGAUUGACUGACUUCUCUGCACACUUAGGAUUUUCAGAAGACUCCAAUUCGCAAAAUAGUGAACCGACACCUAAAAGGUUAAAGACUGAUUAGGGUUUAAUUCUAUGGAUAUUACUUGGAUAAGGUAUUUAGAAAUCAUCUACAUCUUUAAGAAUUCACAUAUUAUAGUGAUCUUAAAUAGUAGGUAUGAAUGAAUGAAGGAAGUAAGAAAUGUCUUUUCAUUUUUCACUCUGUCUCUAUUAAGAGAAAAUUUAAUUUCUCGGUGUAGAAUUGAACAGUUUGGAUUUAUACUACAGAGUUUCGUACUUUAAAGUUAGAGAAUGUUAAUUAAAAAAUGUGUAUCUUGAAUGUUCAAUUCAUUUUAAGUUUUUGUUCAUGCAGAGUAAAAGAUUGCACAUUCUAAACAGUCUUUAUAUCUUCGCGGUAUUAUUUAAUUUGCAGGAUGUAUACAAAAUCUCUGUAAAAUCUCGAAAAUCUUUUACAACGUGUACUUUAUAACAUCGAUAAUGUAAAAUAGGCGAUGGUAUAGAUUUUAUUCCGAUAUAAAAUAAUGUUUUCGAAACAUUUAUGUACAACAUUACAUUCGUCUUCAAGGUAUCUGUGCCUGAAUGCAUUACUACAUGUUCAACAGUUGUUCGACAAUUAAUCGUCAUUGUACAUAUUUCAAAUGUCAUUUUUUUACCAUCAAAUAUCUAGAGAAAACAUCCAUUCCUUGAUGUUUCGUUAUAGCACCGUGACAUGUACAAAAUACGCUUCGUCACUUGCGAAUAAAAUGAUAAAGUUGUGAACGUU
This is a messenger RNA of Ceratina calcarata, 2136 nucleotides long. It is a transcript of the gene BCL7-like, whose product is annotated as chromatin remodeling complex subunit BCL7B-like protein. The transcript has 4 exons. Lineage: Eukaryota; Metazoa; Arthropoda; Insecta; Hymenoptera; Apidae. Bases 1045 to 1437 code for a protein of 130 amino acids. The record is from RefSeq and is a predicted model, not a curated record.